AUAAAAGACAGACAGGGCCUCCAGAGGAGCAGAGACAGUGGCACCAACUCCUGAGCUCCCCGCUUUCAUUCCGAAGCCAUUGACUCAACAUGAAGAUCUCCACAGCGCUUCUGUGCCUGCUGUUCAUGAUUGCCAGCAUCAGCCUACAGGUGUCGACUGCGCCAGAUGCAGUGUUCAUCCCGGUCACCUGCUGUUAUGAAAUGGCUACUAAGAAGAUCCAAAUGCGGAGGCUGAAGGGCUACAGGAGAAUCACCAGCACCCAGUGUCCCUGGGAAGCUGUGAUCUUCAGGACCAUACUGGAUAAGGAGAUCUGUGCUGACCCCAAGGAGAAGUGGGUUGAGAACUACAUAAAGCACUUGGAUCAGAAGUCUCAAACUCGGCAUCCUUGAGCUUUCAUGUCUACGCUGAGAGGCUCAGGGAAAUCUUCUGUACUUUCCCCUAACCUUCCCUGUGGGCAGUGCAAUGGUAAUUUAUUAUGAUGCCUAAAGAGAGAUGUUUUUAAUAAUUUAAAACAUAGACUUGCUUGAGUAAUAUUUAAUGAUAUUUAAGUUAUAUUUGGGACAAAUAAACAAUUUAAUUUACAAA
This is a messenger RNA of Mesocricetus auratus (golden hamster), 585 nucleotides long. RefSeq names its product C-C motif chemokine 12. Gene Ontology annotation, biological process: monocyte chemotaxis; cellular response to type II interferon; chemokine-mediated signaling pathway. The transcript is spliced from 3 exons. The record is from RefSeq and is a predicted model, not a curated record. Gene Ontology annotation, cellular component: extracellular region. Gene Ontology annotation, molecular function: CCR chemokine receptor binding; chemokine activity. NCBI's taxonomy places the organism in Eukaryota, Metazoa, Chordata, Mammalia, Rodentia, Cricetidae. The coding region runs from base 90 to 389 and encodes 99 amino acids.